GUGUACGUGAACCCGCGGACCUUGCUCGUAUUUUGAAACGCCUCUCUCUCUCUAUAUAUCUCUCUUUCACCACUACUAUUUUCAAAGGCUACAUAAUUUAUUAGUAGGAUUCUCAAGUGUUUCUCUUGUUGAUAAUGUGGAAAUUUUGUUAAUCAUUUACUAAAACCGCAAAAACACACUUAAAAUCUUGCGUCACUUCAAAAGAAAAAACUUUAGAAAGUUGUGGAGGCUUUCAAGAGUGUUUCUCCUGUUGAUAAUGUGGAAAUCUUGCUAAUCUGUCACUAAAUCCGUAAAAAACACACUUAGAAACUCGUAUCACUUCAACUAGAGCCUUUGGAAGUAGUGGGAUUCUCUAGUGUUCGUAAUAUCAAAAUACCGUUAAUCUGUCUCUAGAACCGUAAAAACACUUAAAAACCCGUGUUACUUCACCACAACUGUUUUCAAAGGGCACAGAGAUGGUUAGCCGGGUUCUCAAGAGAGUUUCUGCUGCUGGUAAUGUAAAAAACUUGUUAAUUUGUCACUAGAAUCGUAAAAACACCUUAAAACAACGUGUAACUUCAACGAGAGCCUAUUGAAAACAAGUCGAAGUAUUUCAGAAAUUGGUGGUUUCUCUCACAGCGUGGCGAGAACAAUUAUUAAAAGAAGUCAGUUUAUUCCCGGAACUGUAGAUGACAGCUAAUGAAGAAGUUAAUAGCUGGUCUUAUCUUCAAAAUAUCAAUAACAGCAUUCAAAACUGUGAUGACUAAUGCAGAAAAAGAGAAGUUAACUGGUCUUGAUCUCAAAACAGCAAGAACAGCUUCCAUCAGCGCAGUUUAUCCCCGGAACUGAAAACUACCGAAGGAGAAAUUAUCAGCUCGUCUUACUCUCACAGCAAUGCAAAAAACAAUUCCUAACGGCAUCCAGAACUGUGAUAACUAAUGAAGGGGAAGUUAUUAUUAAUUAACAGUUCGUCUUACCCUCAAAACAGAGAGCAGCUCCUAACAGCGCGGAAACCUUACACUUCUGCAGGAAAAGUUGACAGGCCUUAUUAACCGUACACUGCAAGGCAAGAACACCAUUAUUACUGUAGAAAAUUUAAGAAUUAACUAUCAUUUUUUUUUUUCAUUAUUGUUACCACUUGUUUAAAUAUAUGGAACGUAAUAUAUAUACUGACAAGAGGUAGUUAAGAUUUACGACCUAUAUUCAACAGUAACAAGCUUAAUUUUAGUAGUGUCCUUGCGAAAGUAACAAAUAAGAAAUUAAUAUAUGCCACCUUAAAUAAGGAACAUAAUUUACGUAGACAAAAGAUACAAAAAAGCAUUCUCUAUAUUCAACAAUAGUGAACUUAAUACCAGCGUUCUUGCAAAAAUAACAAAAAAUAAAUAAAUAAAUAAAUAAAAACAUAUAUACUAGCCUGAAUAAGGAACAUAGUAAAAAUACACAAAAAAUAAGAAAAUAUUAAUAACUCCAAGCCUAAUACACAGAAACUUAAAAGAAAACCCCAGAAAUUCUACGUGUUAGACAAUCCCUUGCUAACUGACUGAUUGUGCUUUGAUCCAAGUUGACAUAGUGAGGAAGACUCUGAAAUGGACUGAAAUGAGAAAGUUCUGAAGUGAGAGUGAAGCGAGUGACGUGAACAUGGCUACUGAAGUGCUGGGUGGUGUUGGUGGUGGUAUUACUGGCAGGCCACUCACGGCUGAUGACUUGGCAGGGUCGCGGGUGAAGAAUCCUGGACUGCUGGAGGACUGGUGGCCCGGGUACCCAGUGUGGCAAGGGCAGAGAGACGCCGCGGUGCCCAUGGUGAUCGUGGUGACGCUGGCGGCGGUGAUGGGCCUGGUGGGGAAUAUCAUCGUGGCGGGCCUCCUCUGCUGCCCGGGCCGUGGUCCACGUAAAUUUAGCCUCACCGGCCUGUACCUGCUGCACCGGGCCAUCGCCGACGCCUGUGUGCAGAUGGGCCAGCCUCUCAUGGUGGUGACAGUGGUGGCGGACAAGCACCCGUGGGGCGUGUGUGUUCAACCCUGCCCUCAUGCAGCUGGGAAUGGUUGCCAGCAUUGUCUUCCUCGCCGGCUUAGCCCUGGACUCCUUCCUUGCCUCAAAGCCACACCGCUUCCCCGCCCAGAUCCGCAGAAGAGUGCUGCGGGCGGCGGUGACGGUGGCGUGGGUUGCCGGCCUGGUGCUCUUCACCCUCACCGGCCUGGGGAUCUUCCGGCAGGGUGACAUGUGCCUAGAGGCGCCGCUCUUCCUCAUCCACACUCAUGACGGGCUGUUCGUGUGUCUCCUGCUGAUGUUCCUGCUGCCCCUGGUGGUGCUGGUGGCUUCCCUGGCUCUUGUACUGUUGAAGAAGGAGCCGCCGAGUGUGGGGAGAAGAAACAGCGAGAAUACGAGAGAACGAACCGCGACGGGGGCAGGAACUGGCGGGAGGGAGUCCAUACGUACCAACACCACUCCUGCUGGCGCCAAGACCAUGCUGCCUCGCUCAGCCCGCCUGCUGGUAGCGCUAAGCCUUGUCUUCGCCGUGACGCACCUACCCUACUGGACGCUGCGGAUCCACUACUCCAGGGCGCGGGAACUGUUACCAUUCCCCAUCCACGCGGUGAUCUACUGCCUGGCGUUGGUGGGAACUGCCCUGGAUCCGGUGUUGGGAGUGUGGUUCAGGGUGGAACUGUGGCAGGGCGUGGUGGCGCGCCUCCCUUCGCAUCCUGCCUCUGCUGUGCCGCUACACACUGUUUAAUUCUAGCUUAAUAACUCCAGCUUCCUCAGGCCAGCGCUUCUUGUGACAGACUGCAUCGUUUGGCGGCCCCAUCAUCCCCGAGUGGCGGUAACUUCAAGUGAUGUAGAGUGGAUACGUCUGGUGCAGUGAAUAUUAUUAGUUACUGUGAAGUGUGGACCGUUCAUUGUGUCCUGUGUGGCUGCAUUUCUUCGUGUUUCUCUCCAUGGUAGCCUCUGUAUAGAUGUAAUUUGUUGGCAGUGCUGGCUUCGUGUUCUGCUUCAUUCAUAAGAAAUAAGGGAAGCUGCAAGAAGCCAUCAGGCCUACACGUGGUAGUCCCUGUCCUACACAUUCCUUUCAUUUUAUUACUGGCCAUUCGUGUUAUGAUGGCGGCCUAUAUCUUACAUUUCAGCUCUAGGCAGCCGCAAGGACCCAUCACAUACACAUUUUUUUUUUUUUCUUUUGUCAUAUUUUUCUUCAAUCUUUGCAGCAUCCACACAAAGCAUGCAGUUUCUUUUCUUUCACUAAUCACUCUUUUCCCUCAUUCUUGCCUUUGAUAGAAGUUAAACAAGACGUACUUUCUUGUCAUUAUUAUAUUUUCUUUCAUUCUUGUCCCCAAUAUAGAGACCAAAUACAGCAUACAAGCCUUUGCUUCCCUUCAUUUUCAAUUAUUUUCCUUCAUUCUUACCCAUAAGGAAAUAAAAUAAAGGCCAAACGAAACUUGCAUACUUUUUUUUUUCAUUUUUGUCCUAUAGAACUCACACACACACACACACACACCUGUUUUCCCUUCAUUAUCACAAGUUUUCCUCCUACAUUCCAACAUUUUCCUCCAUUUUCAUCUCAAGUAGAGGCCAAAGACAUGCAUACCUCUUUUCCUUCACUUUCAAUACAGUUUCUUCAACUCUUCAAUGGCAGAAAUAAGCUGUAGACACAAACCUUCUUUCCCUUCAUCAUACACUUCCUUCCAUUGUCUCCAGCGGAAGCCAAACUAAACAUGCCUUUAUUUUUUCUCCCAGUCAUACUUUUCCUAAAUUCCCAUUCACUUAAGCACACACACACACACACACACACACCUUUUUCUCAUUCAUGGUAUCAAGCAAAACACACAAACUUUCUUCCUUCAUGGUGGCAAACGAAACACACCUUUUUUCCUUCAUUGUUAUAUAUUUAACCAUUAAUGAAAAGUACAAAACAUCAAAAGUUGCAGCGGCCGCCUCUUAAAGUUUGCCUCAUCCUGCCCCCCAUCCCAUCCCGUCCUGUCCUGUCCUGUCCCUGAACCCAAACAAACCCAGGCCACCUCUCUCCUAUGCAAUGGCACGCCACACACUCUGCCAUCACCUUUCAGAAAUCACCACCUUGUCAUAACUUAUAACACAUUAAUAAAGGGGGAAUAGAAUUAAUCCGGUACUCAAAACAUCUUUUCUUGAUGCCUUUUGUAAAGUUUUGAGAUAGAGUGAAAGGAAUUGGUACUCAGAACAGCUUCCCUGAUGUAAAAAUUGAGAGAAUGAAAGAAAUUGGUACUCAAAACACCUUAAGAGUUUUGAGACAGAAAGGAAUUGGUACUCGAAACACUUAUCUUGUUCUUGUAGUGUUUUGAGAUGGGGUAAAAGGAAAUGGUACCCAAAACACCUUAUCUGGAUGUUUGCCUUAAAACCUUGAGAUACAAUGGAAGAAAUUGGUACUCAAAACAGCUUUCCCUGAUGUUUUGGUUAGAACCUUGGUAUAAAAUGAAAGGAAUUCAUACUCAAAACAUCUUCCCUGAUAUCCUUGUUAUAGAAAUGAAGAAUGUAAGGAGCUGGUAGUACUCAAAACAUCCUUCUCUCUUCUUGCUAUAGAACCUCGAGACAUAAUGAAAGGAACUGGAUAAACAGACGCUCUUCCCUGUUCUUGUUAUAGAAUCUCAAAUAAAAUGUAAGGAACUGGGUAGACCCUCUUUCCUAUUCGUGUUCUACAUUUUGAAGUUUAAAAAAAAUGCGUGAAAAAUAACUUUGCAAUUCCCUUCUCUAUAGAAAAAUGCCUUUGAUAUAUUACAGUAUUUAUAUAUAUAUAUAUAUAGCAAAUAUAAUAGACAAAAAAAGCAUUAUCAUUAUUAUUAUUAUUACUUAUU
Molecule: messenger RNA, 4796 nt
Organism: Scylla paramamosain (green mud crab)
Lineage: Eukaryota; Metazoa; Arthropoda; Malacostraca; Decapoda; Portunidae
Product: beta-3 adrenergic receptor-like
Exons: 2
Coding region: 1618-2196 (192 amino acids)
Biological process (GO): neuropeptide signaling pathway
Cellular component (GO): plasma membrane
Molecular function (GO): G protein-coupled peptide receptor activity
Source: RefSeq, a predicted model, not a curated record